Manihot esculenta (cassava) is the source of this 1351-nucleotide messenger RNA. RefSeq names its product RING-H2 finger protein ATL16. Gene Ontology annotation, biological process: protein ubiquitination. The record is from RefSeq and is a predicted model, not a curated record. The transcript has a single exon. The coding region runs from base 87 to 1124 and encodes 345 amino acids. Gene Ontology annotation, molecular function: transferase activity. Lineage: Eukaryota; Viridiplantae; Streptophyta; Magnoliopsida; Malpighiales; Euphorbiaceae.
UUUAUUUGCUGUACAAGUACUUCCAUGGAGAAACCCUAAACCCAUUAGUCAACCCCCACUCCUCUUUGUCUCUUUACUUCAAGAUUAUGGCACCAACCCUCGUAAGUUUCUAUAGCUACGAGCUCAAAACUCAUCAGAAUCCCAUCUCUGAAUCUCCGUCACCUGUUCCAGACCACGCUUCUCCUUUACUCGCCAUUGCUGUGUUAACCAUCAUAAGCACAGCUUUCUUGCUAUUUGGCUACUACAUGGUCUUCGUCAACAAAUGCUGCUCAAACUGGCACCAGCUUAAUCUUCUAAGGUGGGUUUCUAUCUGGCGAGCUAGAAGAAAUGAGGAUUCAUUUAUCGCUCUCUCCCCGACGAUGUGGAAUAGAGGGCUUGAUGAAUCUGUCAUCCGUGAAAUCCCAACGUUUCAAUACAGAAGAGAAGGUGAAGGAAGAAGCGUCUAUGGCUGUGUGGUGUGUUUGAAUGAAUUCCAAGAACAAGAUAUGCUUCGAAUUCUUCCAAAUUGUAGCCACUCAUUUCACUUGGAUUGCAUUGAUAUUUGGCUUCAAAGCAACGCCAAUUGCCCACUGUGUAGAACAAGCAUUUCAGGCAAUAAUAAGUAUCCUAUUGAUCAGAUCAUUGCGCCAAGUUCUUCACCUCAGGGUUCACAGCCUUAUACUGAUAGCCUCAUGGGUGGUGAUGAAGAUUUUGUCGUGAUUGAAUUGGGUGGAGAAGAAGUUGAAGGAGCUCUUUUACCUCAAAGGCAACAAGAAAGACAUGUUUCAAGAGAAAUCCAGAUGCAACUUAGAGAUCAAUCUCCAUUAAAAAUGGAGCAGAAGCGUGGAAAGUUAAAAACAAGAAAGCGCCACCAUCUUUCGAUUAUGGGAGAUGAGUGUAUUGAUAUAAGAGAGAAAGACGAUCAGUUCUCCGUCGUCCAACCGAUCAGAAGAUCUUUCUCGUUGGAUUCAGCAGUUAAUCGACAGCUUUACGUAGAUGUUCAAACCACCAUUCAACAAAAUACACAUCAAGGAAGGAUUAUUAACAACGAAGAAAGUAGUAACAGAGUUCAAAGAUCAAUUUUUCCAUUUGGUCACAACUGGGUAUCAAGAAAAACAGUUCAUCCAAUAGAGUUCGAGCCAUGAAGCAGAGAUCAUGUAGUUUUUUAUAUUUUUGUUCAUCACUUUCCGUUUGAUCUUGGGUAAUUUUUCAGGCAAUUUUCAAUGAUGAUAUAGAAGUUACGAGGAAGGACCAGAGAUGAAAAUGUAAGCAUGCGUAUGAGAAUCAUUGCCUGACCACCAUGGUGGAUGACUUUCUUUUAAUUCUGUUUUUUUUUUCUUACUGUUUAUGAAUGAGAAUGAUUAGUUGUACA